Orbilia oligospora ATCC 24927 is the source of this 618-nucleotide messenger RNA. RefSeq lists its product as uncharacterized. Bases 1 to 618 code for a protein of 205 amino acids. Lineage: Eukaryota; Fungi; Ascomycota; Orbiliomycetes; Orbiliales; Orbiliaceae. The record is from RefSeq and is a predicted model, not a curated record. The transcript is spliced from 3 exons.
AUGAAGUUCUUGAACUUAGCCGUCUUGACUGCGCUCGGCUUGGCCAGCGCCGCCGUCGCUGCGCCUGCGCCCGAGGUACCGACAAUAACUAUCAAUCUUGCAUUUCCUUCAAAGACAGCAGUUAUGAUAGAAAAACGUUCAACGAAAUCCACUACCUGCACAUCAAGCAAGAAGACAACCACUAGCUGCACUUCUACUAAAAAGACAACAACAUCAUGCACUAAAACAUCAACAUCCAAAACCACCACCUCUUGUACAUCCUCAAAGGCGACCCCGGUUGUUCAAGUAGCGAAAUUAGUGGCAACUACGGCAACGACGGAAGCACCUAAACCGGCGACCACAACCACUACCACAACCACAACCACAACAACGACAGUUUGUAAAAACACGAUCACUGUGCCUUUCCCGACAAUGGACGAAGGCACACUUACAGUUUACGCCUCCACAUCCUACACUAUCAAAACAGUAGAGUGUACGAAAGGAUGUCAGAUAGCUGUUGAAACUGCGCCAAGUUUGAAUAAAUUGCCUGAUCCUACGAAGACUGUUACCGUUUCGUACACAAUAAGGACAUUGCAUUCGUGCUCUCCGACAGCCAACGCCAAGAAAUGGAGGGCGUGA